UUUUCUGACUUGUGGUCUUUAAAUAUCUCUUUCCUCUUUUCCUAAUCUGAAUACUUCAUAUUCUUCCUUCGAUUCGAAAAAGGGUUGUGUGUUUUUUGCUUUCAGGGUCUUGAAAGUCUGUUAGUUACAUCUAAUCCUAAUCGUUGAUCUUUUCCCCGGGAAAUCGUGUCUUUUAAAUAAUAUUUGGACCUUCGAGUGAUUUUCAAAGAUCUUGCGUUUUAAAUCUCAACCUCCGUGAUUCUUAAUCGCGUUUUUUACCUUUAUCCUCUUUGUUUUGUUUUUUUCUUUAACCUUUUUAUCCUCUUUGUUUUUUGCACCUUAGAUUUUUUUUUUUUGUUUCGUGUGUGUGUGUGUUACGGCUUUAUCGGUGUAAGAAAAGGACUUAGCAGUUGAAGUGUUGGUUGGGUUUUAGGUUUUCAAACUCACGAGAAAACUUUUGGUUUCUUGUUGAUCACACAAGAAAGUGUUUUCUCCUUCUCGUGACUUCUUCGCCUAAAUUAUUUUCUCCUUGUUUAAAAACCCAAGAAAGCAGUGGAGGAGAGAAAAGAAAGAAUAAAUAUCAAAGUCUCUCUUUUUUUGUUUGCUUAUUACAAUGGAACCAUCUGGAGUCAGUAAUGAGAAGAGACCCACCGUUGACUUGAUCAAGGAUAAAAAUGGAACCGAUCAGAUUCUUCUCCAGAAUCCUAAAGGCGCUUCUGUAAAGAUAAGUUUACAUGGAGGACAAGUUAUUUCUUGGAAGACUGACAAGGGCGAUGAAUUGUUAUUCACCAGCGCCAAGGCUAACUCGAAGCCUCCCCAUCCGGUACGUGGAGGAAUCCCUAUAUGCUUUCCUCAGUUUGGCACUCGAGGGUCGCUUGAGCAACACGGUUUUGCAAGAAACAAGAUGUGGCUUGUGGAAGAGAAUCCACCUGCUUUACCUUCAUUCGACUCAACUAACAAAGCCUAUAUCGACUUGCUUUGAGUUUCACUUAAGAGUUUCAUUGGCACUAGAUGGAAACCUAACCCUGAUAUCUCGAGUCAGAAACAUCAACUCAAAGCCUUUUAGCUUUUCCAUUGCUUACCACACUUACUUCUCCAUUUCCGACAUCAGUGAAGUUAGAGUUGAAGGGCUGGAAACUCUUGACUAUCUUGAUAACUUGUUUGAAAAGGAGCGGUUUACUGAGCAAGGCGAUACACUAACCUUUGAAUCCGAGAUCGAUAGAGUGUACUUGAACUCUAGAGACGUGGUUGCCGUUUUCGACCAUGAGAAAAAACGUACAUUCCUCAUCAAGAAAGAAGGUCUACCAGAUGUUGUGGUGUGGAAUCCAUGGGACAAGAAAGCUAAAGCGUUGACUGAUUUGGGAGAUGAAGAGUAUAAACAUAUGCUUUGUGUUGACGGAGCAGCUAUUGAGAAACCAAUCAACUUGAAACCGGGUGAAGAAUGGACCGGGAAAUUAAAUCUCUCGCUUGUCCUUUCCACUUGAAAAAUCGGUACCGGUUAUCUUUAAACCGAUUAAUUCAUCCAUCAUAUCUUUUGGUUUAUUAUUCUUUACAGUAUAGUCUAUAGAAGAACAUCACAGUGUGUGUGAUUCUUCGGUAUCAAAUCCUUAAUAUUAAAAGAAAACCUGAGAUUUGAAAAUGUCACGCGUUUUUUUUGGCAGUGACAAGAUCCUGGUUUUGUGCGAGAUUUAACUUGUGUAUGAAGAUAAGAUACUAUAUGAACUUGUGCACCGGUUCAUCAUAUUAUUUAAAGCUUUCUUGUUCUCAUGGUUAACAGUUCUUGAAUAAAUAGUUUCUAAAACCAUAAAGUUUUUUUA
Brassica oleracea var. oleracea is the source of this 1796-nucleotide messenger RNA. Its product is annotated as putative glucose-6-phosphate 1-epimerase. Lineage: Eukaryota; Viridiplantae; Streptophyta; Magnoliopsida; Brassicales; Brassicaceae. The record is from RefSeq and is a predicted model, not a curated record. Bases 714 to 1463 code for a protein of 249 amino acids. The transcript is spliced from 7 exons. Gene Ontology annotation, molecular function: carbohydrate binding; isomerase activity. Gene Ontology annotation, biological process: carbohydrate metabolic process.